This is a messenger RNA of Mauremys reevesii (Reeves's turtle), 3130 nucleotides long. It is a transcript of the gene MEGF9, whose product is annotated as multiple EGF like domains 9. Gene Ontology annotation, cellular component: basement membrane. NCBI's taxonomy places the organism in Eukaryota, Metazoa, Chordata, Testudines, Geoemydidae. The transcript is spliced from 7 exons. Gene Ontology annotation, molecular function: extracellular matrix structural constituent. Gene Ontology annotation, biological process: axon guidance. The record is from RefSeq and is a predicted model, not a curated record. Bases 1 to 1602 code for a protein of 533 amino acids.
AUGAGGGUCCCGCGGAGCCCGGCGCGGCUCGCCCUGCUCUGGCUGGUGGCCGCGCUGGCCGCCGGCUCGCUGCCGCGGGAGCCCGAGCGGGGAUCCAGCCCGGCCCCGCCCACCUGGGCCCCGGCGCUGCCGCGCCCGGGGCGCCCCCCCCCCCCCGCCGCCGCCGCCGCGGGGGAGCCGGACGGGGCGAGCCCAGCGCCGCCGGGAGCGGAGCCCAGCCCCGGCACCGCAGCCUCGCCAGCCGCGGCGGGGUCUCCCCUGCCCAGCCAAUGGGCCCCGCGCCCCGACGGCACCAGCACCGGCCUCCCCGCUGCAGUCCCGUCCCCACCUGCCGCGGAGGAGGAGCAGGAGGACGUGGCCGGCGGCGGCGGCAGCAGCAGCAGCAAAGACUAUCUGUGUAACUGCAGUGCUCUUGGGAGUGCAAGUGUGAAUGAGUGCAAUACUUCAACAGGACAGUGCAAGUGUCACAAAGGCUACACUGGUCUGCGGUGUGAAAAUUGCGAGGAGGAAUAUAUCCUGAACCAAACCAGUGGUCUCUGCCUUCCGUGUGGCUGCAGUUCCAAAGGCUCUGUCAACUCCCUUUGUGACAACUUUGGAAAAUGCCAGUGUAAAGUUGGGGUAACCGGCUUCAAGUGUGACCAGUGCCGCGAUGGAUACUACUGGGUCAACCAAACCAGCUGUGAACCAUGCCAGUGCAAUAACUAUUCCAACAGCUGCAAUGUCUUAACAGGCACCUGUUUGAACUGCCAAGGAAAUACAGAAGGAAGCCACUGUGAAAAAUGUAAGGUGGGCUUCUUUAGAAGCAUCCUCCCAAGCCACGAAUGUAACCGCUGCCCAUGUUCAACAGUGGCAUCUACCGGCAGUUGCCAAAUAAAACCUGGUCAACACGCUCCAACGUGUGACCGAUGCAAAGCCGGAUACACUGGCCCGAACUGCGACCAGUGUGACAAUGGCUAUUACAAUUCCGACAGCAUCUGCAUUAGAUGUAAAUGUAACGGGAAUGUAGACCCAGAGCAGUCACCCAAGGUGUGCAAGCCAGACACAGGGGAAUGCAUUGGCUGCCUCCACAACACGGCCGGGUUCCAUUGCGAGGAGUGUCAGGAAGGUUAUGUCAGAGACCCGGAGGGAGCCAACUGCACCAAGAAAGAAGUCAUUCCUGGUCCUGAACCUAGAGGGUUUAUAACUGCUGCUCCCAACAUCAGCAGGCCAACAUCAUUUUCAACUACGGUGAUAAACAGUACGUUAGCGCCAACAACUGUGCAGACUAUAUUUCCUAUCAACUCCUCUGACAAUAGUACCUCUGCAUUGGCAGACGUCUCCUGGACUCAAUUUAACAUCAUUAUUUUGACAGUUAUUAUCAUUGUUGUGGUCCUAUUGAUGGGAUUUGUGGGUGCUGUCUACAUGUACCGUGAAUAUCAAAACAGAAAACUUAAUGCUCCUUUUUGGACCAUUGAGCUCAAGGAGGACAACAUUAGUUUUAGCAGCUACCAUGACAGCAUACCCAACGCUGAUGUUUCAGGCUUACUGGAGGAAGACGGAAAUGAAGUGGCACCAAAUGGACAGCUGACGCUGACAACUCCCAUGCAUAACUAUAAAGCUUAAAACAAGAGUCACUCCAGCUAUUCCAAAGUUGGUUUUAAAAAAUUACCAUCCUUGUUGAAGGGGUAUCAAAAUCUGUACCAAGGCUCCAAGCAAAGGAAUUUGCUACCCACAUAUUCUUUUACAUCGGGCACGGCGUAGCUUGCCGUUGAGCAGGAAAGGAGUGUAGUGCAUAUGAAUUUCAGGUAAAAUUAUGAAAUGCAUUCAGUGUAUUGUUUUCCAUGACGAUCCAUAGAAUUCAUUGCUAAGGACUUUCCAUAAAAUUAUGCUGACCUUAAAGUAUAUUUUUAUAUGAAAAGAUGGUGGGGGGGGGUAGUAACCAGUGCCCCCUGAUUAAUCAAAAGCUACUUUGACUUCCAGCCAAGCUAAGGCCUACACCAGUAGCCUAUAUUUUGAAAAGCAGCCUGUUUAAUUAACAGCCGACUUUUGAAAAUAGACGUUUGUAAAGACUUCGUUUUAUUUCCUGGUACGAAUUUGUGUUUUUAUAUAUAAAAAAGGGAAAUCAUGUUCAUUUCACUGUACUGCUAAGAGACUUCUAAAUGAGUAAAUGUUACACUAAAGUCACCAUGUUCAGUUCUCCAACAAUUUGGGGAGCAGAAACAGUCAAUCAGGAAAAUGUCUGGGGGUGGGGGGAGAAAGAUCACUGUUUUCCCUUUCUGAGUUCUCAUACAAAGUGAUGAUACUAUUAAAACACAGAAAUCCAUUUUCAGUAGAAGGAGUUAAUGAACUUGUAUACAUACUGUACAAGGGAAGACGACAAGACAUCUCAGGGUCACGUGUACAAAUAAAAGCUAGGCUUAAUAUCCUACCCUGAUAGAAAUGGUGUGUUCUGUACAUAGAAUGUAAUAUAUCUUCUCUCCAUUGUAUUUAUAACUAUUUGUAAAAAAAAAAAAUCAUGAGUCAUAUUUUAUCAUCUAGAUUUUAUCUGUACAGCGGUUAGUGGCAUUGUAAAAAAAAAAAAUAUGGGGAUUGUUUAAAAUUGUGUAAAUCAGAUGGCAAUAUUGCUGGAGCUGGGCCUCUGGCAAACACCCAUCAUUUAAAGUUCUUCUGAUAUCACUGAAAUUUUUUUAAAGUUGUCUGUUUCCUACUCGUUAUCUGUAACGGUUCAAACUCCCCGACUCCUUUAAAGGUAUGGCCCAUAGUAUCAUGAAUAGAGACUAGUCAAUUUCCAGAGAUCAGGUGUAACAUUUGGUAAUUUGCUGUGAAAUGCCAGCACAAAAUGGAAACAUGCUGUUACAAAUACAUAAUUAUUUAUGGCCUGAUCCUGAAAACCAUGAUGAACAUGCGCUGUUGUUAUUCACAUGCAUAAUUCCUUUGAAGUCCACAAGACUGCUCGUGUGAAUAAAGACUGCUUGGUGUGAUCAAGGAUUGAGGUGCUGAGCUUUGCCUUUCCCCACUUGAAGAUAAUAGCAACACUCCCAUUGACUUCAAUGGAACCAGGACGUCACCUAAGAGUUUACAGAUCAGGUUCUUCAUUGCAAAAUUCUAGUUUAAAAAAAACAGAUUAUAUGGACGCUGUCAAGCAAUUUAU